Molecule: messenger RNA, 2819 nt
Organism: Camelus dromedarius (Arabian camel)
Lineage: Eukaryota; Metazoa; Chordata; Mammalia; Artiodactyla; Camelidae
Gene: ARHGAP9
Product: Rho GTPase activating protein 9
Exons: 19
Coding region: 474-2699 (741 amino acids)
Biological process (GO): regulation of GTPase activity; signal transduction
Cellular component (GO): cytoplasm
Molecular function (GO): protein binding
Source: RefSeq, a predicted model, not a curated record
UUCGGCGCGGCGCACUUUAAUCCUCCGACGCAGCCCGAAGGCGCUGACGGAAACUAAGGGCUCCACUUGUCUGGCAGAAGUGUCGAUGUCUGGACAGUGGCUCUUCGCAAUGGCCGACUCUCGAUUCGAGUUCAUAAGAAUCAGACCUCUGGAGUUGAGAGUUACGAUAGACUUAAUUUAGUGACGCAAUGAAAAUUAGUGUGGAUAGCCUAUUAAUUUUUAAAAAUGUGACUAUUAAAUAUUGAUUUAAUACCAGUCUGCAGCGCAUAAUCAGCCAGUCUCAUUAAACGGGAGGAAACAUGUGUAGGGAAAAGGUCAGACUGAGGAGAAGUAAGAAGGCUCAGAGUUUGGCAACCUGAUUCUUUCUCAACAUCUUCCCGUGUCCAGCUCAAGAGUCCCACCACCACCCAGGACCAGCUCCUCCUGCCCCUGGAUCUUCUGAUGGGCCCCAGAAGGUGGCAGUACUGACGACAAUGCUGUCAGGCUGGCGGUGGCCAAGUACCUGGGGGAGCCUAGGGCUGGGGCCCCGAUGCCCUACUCAGGGGUCCCAGCUCUGUGCCCUCUAUGCUUUCACUUAUACUGGGGCAGAUGGCCGGCAGGUGUCUCUGGCUGAAGGGGACAGGUUUCUACUGCUUCGAAAGACCAACUCAGACUGGUGGUUGGCGAGACGCCUGGGAGCACCCUCUACCUCUCGACCCAUCUUUGUCCCAGCUGCCUACAUGACAGAGGAACCUAGCCCUUCUCAGAGCCCAAACUCCAUCACCCCCAGCCAGUCCCUCUGGACUCCUGGCCCACAGUUACUUCCUGGCUCCAUGGAGGAGCUGCCCCUGUGUCAGGAACCCCCAGGCAGAGCUCAGGCUUCAUCCAAGCAGCCUCCUCCCCUCCCCACAAAAAUAUGUCGAAGUGUCAGUGUUACCAAUCUGAGGCCCACCCUCCUGAAGCCCUUCCGGGAAGGACCAAGUGAAAGAUCCCUUUCCCAGGAAGACUUGCUGACAGCGGCCAGCGCAGACGUGGCAAGACCCCAGCCCCUCAUGUCAGAGCCCCCUGUGUACUGCAACCUGGUGGACCUUCGCCGCUGCCCCCGGUCCCCGCCUCCAAACCCUGCAUGCCCCCCGCUGCAGAGGCUGGAUGCCUGGGAGCAGCACUUGGACCCCAACUCCGGACGCUGCUUCUACAUAAAUUCCCUGACUGGCUGCAAAUCCUGGAAGCCCCCACGCCACAUUCGCACCCGAGAGAUGAACCCUGGCUCCACAGAGGGAACACAGACUCUGAACAGAGACAAUGGUAUCCUGCAGCCUCAGGCAGAGGGCUCAGAGUCUGGCACAGGGACCCCAGAACUGCACGACCCUCGGGGUUCGCCCGGCCUCCACAGACGCACCUCCCAGAUCGACCCCUCAGAUCAACCUUCAGCCUUUCAGUCCCCCCGGCCUCUGCCACAGGUUCUGGAUGACCCCCAUGAGGUAGAAAAGUCAGGUCUGCUCAACAUGACCAAGAUCGCCCAAGGAGGGCGCAAGCUCAGGAAGAACUGGGGCCCAUCUUGGGUCGUAUUAGCAGGUAACAGCCUGGUGUUCUACCGAGAGCCACCAACGACUGCCCCCUCCACCGUCUGGGGACCAGCGGGUAGCCGACCUGAAAGCAGCGUGGACCUGCGCGGAGCGGCCCUGGCCCACGGCCGCCACCUGUCCAGCCGCCGCAACGUCCUGCACAUCCGCACGAUCCCUGGCCAUGAGUUCCUGCUGCAGUCAGACCACGAGACCGAAUUGCGAUCCUGGCACCGCGCGCUGCGGGCGGUCAUCGAACGCCUGGAUCGAGAGAACCCCCUGGAGCUGCGCCUGUCAGGCUCAGGACCGGCUGAACUGGGGGAGCUGAGCGCCGGGGAGGACGAAGAAGAGGAGUCAGAGCGGGUGUCGAAGCCGCUACUGCGGAUCGGCGGCCGGCGGAGCUCCAGUCGGUGUCCCGAAGGAGCUGAGCAGAACCGCGUGCGGAACAAACUAAAGCGGCUUAUCGCAAAGAGACCGCCCUUGCAAACUCUGCAGGAGCGGGGUCUGCUCCGAGAUCAGGUGUUUGGCUGCCAGUUGGAAUCACUGUGCCAACGUGAAGGGGACACCGUGCCCAGCUUUGUGCGGCUCUGCAUUGCUGCUGUCGAUAAGAGAGGACUAGAUGUGGAUGGCAUUUACCGGGUGAGUGGGAACUUGGCGGUGGUCCAGAAACUUCGCUUCUUGGUGGACAGAGAGCGGGCGAUCACCUCCGAUGGGAGGUACGUGUUCCCAGAACAGCCAGGACAAGAAGGCCGAUUAGAUUUGGACAGUGCUGAGUGGGAUGACAUUCAUGUGAUCACGGGAGCCCUGAAGCUUUUUCUCAGGGAGCUACCCCAGCCUCUGGUGCCCUCACUGUUGCUGCCCCAUUUUCGUGCCGCCCUUGCACUCCCAGAAUCAGAACAGCGCCUCACUCAAAUACAAGAAUUAAUAAGCUCAAUGCCAAAGCCCAACCAUGACACUCUGCGGUACCUCCUGGAGCAUUUAUGCAGGGUGAUAGCACACUCAGACAAGAACCGCAUGACCCCCCACAACCUGGGAAUUGUGUUUGGACCAACCCUAUUUCGUCCAGAGCAGGAGACGUCUGACCCAGCGGCCCACUCCCUCUACCCUGGGCAGCUAGUCCAGUUGAUGCUCACCGACUUCGCCAGCCUCUUCCCCUGACUGGGGCAGGGAAGAAGAGAAAAUAUGUUUCCAGUGAUCUUUGCUGGGUGCCCUUUGAUGGGGGUGCAGGUGGGGCUGUUCUGUUUGGGGGACAUCCCUUUAAAUCCUGUGUCUCCCAGA